CUAAACCUAAUCCACCAUUCAUCACAACCCUCUUGAACCAUCUCUUUUUUCCAGCCAUGGCAAGCUCAGGCUCGCUCAUUUUCGUGCUCUUACCUCUCCUCCUCGUUCUUCCAUUGUUGGCAUCUCUAGGUUUCGCAGAUGCUGACAUUGCCUCGACCAGCCUCGUCUCGACCGGGACGAUAUGCACGUCCACUCCUUACCCUUCUGUAUGCAGGUCCAACCUGCCGAACAACGACACCGGCGACAUCUACUAUUACGGUCGCUCCUCCGUGCGCAAGUCCCUCUCGCAGGCCAGCAGGUUCCUCGCCCUGGUUGACAAGUACCUCGCCCAGAAAGCCUCCCUCACUGUUUCUGCUGCCCGCGCCCUCGAGGACUGCCGCUUCCUCGCCUCGCUCAACCUCGACUUCCUCCUCAGUGCCUUCCAGGUCGUCAAUGGGACGAGCUCGGCCCUCCCGAUUCUCAAGGCCGAUGACGUUCAGACAGUGCUUAGCGCUAUUCUGACCAAUCAGAUGACGUGCCUCGAUGGCCUCCAGUCGACUGCCUCCGCCUGGAGCGUGAGGAACGGCCUCUCCAUGCCGCUUGCCAAUGACACGAAGCUGUACAGCGUCUCGCUUGCGCUCGUCACAAGGGGCUGGGUGCCAAAGAAUAAGAAGGGCAAGGGCGGCGCCGGCGUGUGGCAGCCGAAGAGCAGGCAACUACCAUUCCAGAAUGGCCGCAUGUCGUUCACGAUGUCAAGUCGAACACGAGGAAUUUAUGAAUCGGUGACAAGGAGGACGCUCCUCCAGUCGAGUGGGGACAAUUCUGUCUUGGUCAACGACAUCGUGGUGGUGAGCCAGGACGGGACUGGGAACUUCACAGCCAUCAACGAUGCGGUCGCAGCGGCUCCAAACAACACCGACGGCACAAGCGGAUACUUCUUGAUAUAUGUGACCGCCGGUGUUUACCAGGAGUAUGUGUCCAUUGCCAAGAAUAAGAAGUAUCUCAUGAUGAUCGGAGAUGGCAUCAACCAAACGGUGAUUACCGGCAACCGGAGUGUGGUUGAUGGGUGGACCACGUUCAACUCCGCAACAUUCGCCGUGGUGGCGUCGAAUUUCGUGGCGGUAAACAUGACCUUUCGAAACACAGCCGGUCCGAAGAAGCACCAAGCUGUGGCUGUCCGCACCGGAGCCGACCUGUCAGUAUUCUACAGCUGUAGUUUCGAGGCGUACCAAGACACUCUCUACACGCACUCUACGAGGCGGUUUUAUCGGGAGUGCGAUGUCUACGGCACGGUCGACUUCAUCUUUGGCAAUGCGGCUGUCGUCUUCCGGAAUUGUAACCUCUACCCCCGCCUCCCAAUGAGCGGCCGGUCCAACAUGAUCACUGCCCGGGGCCGGACGGACGUGAACCAGAACACGGGCACAUCCAUUCACAAUUGCACAAUCAGGGCAGCCGACGACCUGGCCUCAAGCAAUACCUCUGUGCAAACGUAUCUAGGGAGGCCGUGGAAGCAGUACUCGAGGACAGUGUACUUGCAAAGCUUCAUAGGUAGUGUGAUAAAUCCUGCUGGGUGGCAAAUUUGGGAUGGGGACUUCGCACUAAGCACUCUAUACUAUGCGGAGUAUAACAACACCGGGCCUGGAUCGAACACCACGAGCCGGGUCACGUGGCCCGGGUACCACGUGAUCAACGCCACGGAUGCGGCGAACUUCACGGUGUCGAGCUUCUUGCUCGGGGACGACUGGUUGCCUCAAACGGGCGUGCCUUACACGAGCGGGUUGAUAUAAACGUCCCGCUCCAAUUCGAAAGGAAAAGACAACGAAAAAGGACUCUCCUAAGUGGAGAUGACGAAUUAGCUACAUUGGUUCUUUCAUUCUUGUUAUUUGUUUUCAAUGGGCAAUAAAGGAUACGGUCUUCUUGAA
Molecule: messenger RNA, 1901 nt
Organism: Rhodamnia argentea
Lineage: Eukaryota; Viridiplantae; Streptophyta; Magnoliopsida; Myrtales; Myrtaceae
Product: probable pectinesterase/pectinesterase inhibitor 7
Exons: 2
Coding region: 57-1766 (569 amino acids)
Biological process (GO): cell wall modification
Molecular function (GO): pectinesterase activity; pectinesterase inhibitor activity
Source: RefSeq, a predicted model, not a curated record